AUGUUGGACCCGUCGUCCAGCGAGGAGGAGUCGGAGGAGCUGGUGGAGGAGGAGAGCGGCAAGGAGCCGCUGGCGCCCGCCGCGGCGCGGCUCUCGCCCAGCCGCCCCGGCGAGGGCCCGGGCGGCGGCGGCGGUGGCGGCGCCGGCGGCGGUGGGAGCGCCGGGGGGCUGCAGCCCGGCGGGCGCGGCAGCAGCGCGGCGCGGCCCGCCAGCCCCAGCCCCUCGGUGGCCAGCGAGAAGGAGAAGGACGAGCUGGAGCGGCUGCAGCGGGAGGAGGAGGAGAGGAAGAAGAAGCUGCAGCUCUACGUCUUCGUCAUGCGCUGCAUCGCCUACCCCUUCAACGCCAAGCAGCCCACCGACAUGGCCCGCCGGCAGCAGAAGAUAAGUAAGCAGCAGCUCCAGACAAUCAAAGAUCGUUUCCAGGCCUUUCUCAAUGGAGAAACCCAGAUUGUGGCAGAUGAAGCAUUUAUAAAUGCCGUCCAGAGCUACUACGAGGUAUUCCUGAAAAGUGACCGCGUUGCCAGGAUGGUGCAGAGCGGAGGCUGCUCAGCAAAUGACUCCCGGGAGGUCUUCAAGAAGCACAUUGAGAAGAGAGUGCGCAGCCUGCCAGAAAUCGAUGGCCUCAGCAAGGAGACAGUCCUGAGCUCCUGGAUGGCAAAGUUUGAUGCUAUUUACCGUGGGGAAGAGGAUCCCCGGAAGCAACAGGCCAGGAUGACAGCGAGCGCUGCCUCGGAGCUCAUUCUCAGCAAGGAGCAGCUCUAUGAGAUGUUCCAGAACAUUUUGGGGAUCAAGAAAUUUGAGCAUCAGCUUCUAUACAAUGCAUGUCAGCUGGACAACCCUGAUGAGCAAGCAGCGCAGAUCAGACGUGAGUUAGAUGGACGUCUCCAAAUGGCAGAACAAAUUGCUAAGGAGCGCAAGUUUCCCAAGUUUGUGUCCAAAGAAAUGGAAAACAUGUACAUUGAGGAGCUGAAGUCAUCUGUCAAUCUCCUGAUGGCAAACUUGGAGAGCAUGCCUGUGUCUAAGGGAGGCUCCGAGUUCAAGCUGCAGAAGCUGAAACGUAGCCACAACACCUCAAUAAUUGACAUGGGAGAGGAAAAUGAGAACCAGCUUUCCAAGUCAGAUGUCGUGUUGUCGUUCUCCCUGGAGGUUGUCAUCAUGGAGGUGCAGGGCCUGAAGUCGCUGGCCCCCAACCGCAUCGUGUACUGCACCAUGGAAGUCGAAGGUGGGGAGAAGCUGCAGACAGACCAGGCUGAAGCCUCAAAGCCAACCUGGGGCACCCAGGGAGACUUCACGACAACCCAUGCGCUUCCUGCAGUGAAGGUGAAGCUGUUCACGGAGAGCACAGGAGUGCUGGCUCUGGAGGACAAAGAACUUGGGAGGGUUGUUCUCCACCCUACUCCUAAUAGCCCAAAGCAGUCGGAGUGGCAUAAAAUGACUGUUUCCAAAAACUGCCCCGAUCAAGACCUGAAGAUCAAGCUUGCUGUGCGAAUGGAUAAGCCUCAAAACAUGAAGCACUCUGGGUACUUAUGGGCAAUUGGUAAAAAUGUUUGGAAGAGAUGGAAGAAACGAUUCUUUGUCCUGGUCCAGGUUAGUCAAUAUACAUUUGCUAUGUGCAGCUACCGGGAGAAAAAAGCAGAACCUCAAGAGCUGCUGCAGCUCGACGGAUACACUGUGGACUACACCGACCCGCAGCCAGGUUUGGAUGGUGGCAGAACAUUCUUCAAUGCUGUGAAGGAAGGAGACACGGUGAUUUUUGCGAGUGAUGAUGAGCAGGACCGUAUCCUGUGGGUCCAAGCCAUGUACCGAGCCACUGGCCAGUCUCACAAACCUGUGCCGCCUACCCAAGUGCAAAAGCUAAAUGCUAAAGGAGGAAAUGUACCCCAGAUAGAUGCUCCAAUCUCUCAAUUUUCUGGACUCAAGGAUGCAGAUAGAGCUCAAAAGCAUGGCAUGGAUGAAUUUAUCUCUUCCAAUCCCUGUAACUUUGACCACGCUUCACUCUUUGAGAUGGUUCAGCGCCUCACUUUGGACCACAGACUUAAUGAUUCCUAUUCUUGUCUGGGCUGGUUUAGUCCUGGCCAGGUCUUUGUGCUAGAUGAGUAUUGUGCACGUAAUGGAGUGAGAGGCUGUCACAGACAUCUCUGCUACCUCAGAGAUUUGCUAGAGCGCGCAGAAAACGGAGCUAUGAUUGACCCCACCUUACUUCACUACAGCUUUGCCUUUUGUGCAUCACAUGUUCAUGGCAACAGGCCUGACGGGAUAGGAACUGUGACCGUGGAUGAGAAGGAGCGUUUCGAAGAGAUCAAGGAGCGGCUUCGUGUGCUGCUGGAGAAUCAGAUCACACAUUUCAGGUACUGCUUUCCAUUUGGCCGUCCAGAGGGUGCACUGAAAGCCACUCUGUCACUGCUGGAAAGGGUUUUGAUGAAAGACAUAGUUACUCCGGUCCCUCAAGAGGAGGUAAAAACAGUCAUCCGUAAAUGCUUGGAGCAAGCAGCUCUAGUCAAUUAUACUCGACUAUCAGAGUAUGCCAAAAUUGAAGGGAAAAAGAGAGAAAUGUAUGAGCAUCCUGUCUUCUGCUUGGCCUCUCAAGUGAUGGAUUUAACCAUUCAGAAUGUAGGCCGGUUAGUCACACCAGCUAAAAAGUUAGAAGAUACAAUACGUCUGGCAGAGUUGGUAAUUGAAGUCCUACAGCAAAAUGAAGAGCACCAUGCAGAGGCCUUUGCUUGGUGGUCAGACCUAAUGGUUGAGCACGCGGAGACCUUCCUGUCCCUGUUUGCAGUGGAUAUGGAUGCAGCAUUAGAGGUGCAACCCCCAGACACCUGGGACAGCUUCCCGCUCUUUCAGCUCAUAAACGAUUCCCUCCGUAGUGACUAUAAUUUGUGCAAUGGAAAAUUCCACAAACACCUCCAAGACCUGUUUGCUCCACUUGUUGUUAGAUAUGUCGAUCUGAUGGAGUCCUCAAUUGCACAGUCAAUUCACAGGGGCUUUGAGCGGGAGUCAUGGGAGCCAGUAAAGAGUUUAACAAGUAAUCUGCCCAAUGUGAAUCUACCAAAUGUGAAUCUCCCUAAAGUACCAAAUCUACCAGUUAACAUCCCACUAGGCAUCCCACAAAUGCCUAGCUUUUCUGCACCGUCAUGGAUGGCUGCUAUUUAUGAUUCUGACAAUGGAUCAGGCACCUCAGAAGAUAUGUUCUGGAAACUUGAUGCCCUACAGACCUUCAUUCGGGAUUUGCACUGGCCUGAGGAGGAGUUUGGGAAGCACUUAGAGCAGCGCUUGAAGCUCAUGGCGAGCGACAUGAUUGAGUCCUGUGUGAAAAGAACAAGGAUUGCAUUUGAAGUUAAACUGCAGAAAACCAGCCGAUCAACAGAUUUCCGAGUCCCUCAAUCAAUAUGCACCAUGUUUAAUGUCAUGGUGGAUGCCAAAGCUCAGUCUACAAAGCUUUGCAGUAUGGAAAUGGGCCAAGAGUUUGCAAAAGAGUGGCACCAGUACCAUUCAAAAAUAGAUGAACUAAUUGAGGAAACCGUCAAAGAAAUGAUAACACUCCUAGUGGCAAAGUUUGUCACCAUUUUGGAAGGAGUCUUGGCCAAACUGUCUAGAUAUGACGAAGGAACUUUGUUUUCUUCAUUCCUGUCAUUUACUGUGAAGGCUGCUUCCAAAUACGUGGAUGUACCCAAGCCAGGAAUGGAUGUUGCUGAUGCCUAUGUGACAUUUGUCCGCCACUCUCAGGAUGUCCUGCGUGAUAAGGUCAAUGAGGAGAUGUAUAUAGAAAGGUUAUUUGAUCAAUGGUACACCAGCUCCAUGAGUGUCGUGUGCACUUGGCUGACGGACCGCAUGGACCUGCAGCUCCACAUCUACCAACUGAAAACUCUCAUUAGGAUAGUAAAGAAAACGUACCGAGAUUUCCGAUUGCAAGGCGUCCUGGACUCCACCUUGAACAGCAAAACCUACGAGACCAUCCGGAACCGGCUGACGGUAGAGGAGGCCACGGCGUCGGUCAGCGAGGGCGGGGGGCUCCAGGGGAUCACCAUGAAGGACAGCGAUGAGGAGGAUGAAGAGGAUGACUAGGGGAGCUGGAGCACCGCCCGGGGGUCGCCUGGUAUCCGUGCAUGUACCUCGUCUUUAACUCAGUUAGCCACAUUAGGAAUUUUUAUGUCAGCUCUAAAUGCCCAUGAGAAGUUUACCAAUACAAAUGCCAUGUUAGCUGUGUGGUAAUAAGAUUAGCACCUCUCUUUGAUUCAUCAGUUUCCUAAUUUCAUAUCUAUAUGUUCAUAAGCAAUAUGGAGCACCAUUGUUUAAUACUGUUAAUGGAAAAACUACAUAGAAAACAUCCUAGGUGUGUCCCUGUUAUUAAAGUUUAAACAAUGCUUCAUUAAUGUACUGUAUAUACAUUGAUGGUAAAUUGUUGUGAAGAUGAGUGACUUGAGUCCUUUCAUUUCUUUCUCUUCUGUGGAUGCCAACUGCUUAAAAUUAAUUUAAAAAAACAGCUUUGUUUUUAAAAGAAAAACCAGGCAAUUACAAAUGAUUUUUUUUUGUUCUCUCUGUUCAUUUAAAAACCAGAAAACAAACAAACCCAGACAGCCGUUUGAAUCAUUCUGCAUCCUUGUUAAUGUACCAGGCUCUUCCCUUCAAUAUGCAGUUAACUCCAUAGAGACUACAUCCCAAAGGAUUAGUCAUUCUAAUUGCCACACCAGAUUAAUCCUAUCAUUAUGGAUAUAUCAUGCCACAUUACAAGUCCAAAGCAGUUGUUUUAUGUUGAUGUUUGCUCCUCUAAAUGUUACAUUUUUGUUUAAAUUUCAAAUAACCGUGUAUGUACAAAGACAACUUUAAUUACAAUCUUAGACUCUACAAAUGUGUUUAUAAUAAUAUACUGAAUAUUUAUUUCGGUAGAUUGUAACCAUAAUUUACAAUUCCUCUGUUUCACAAUGGUUUUUAUAUAUGUCAUGUACAUUGCAUUUUGACCAGUAACUGCAUGUCCAUCAGUUCCUUCUCCAGAGCUUUUACUUUCUGUGUAAAAUAGUGAUCCAUCUUGCUUUUUUUGCCUUAUACAAGCCGACAGUUGUAAAAGUGUGAGAACUGUGGCUUCUCAAUAAAUAACUAUUCAGAUGUCCUAAUAAUAAAUUAUGGAGUCUUUUUAUGUCUGCCUUAGAAAAAAAACCAAACCAAGCUGAGAUGUAAGAGCCCCAACCUCACAGAAUAAAGGCAUUUUUUUUUCUCA
Hirundo rustica (Barn swallow) is the source of this 5212-nucleotide messenger RNA. It is a transcript of the gene CADPS, whose product is annotated as calcium dependent secretion activator. Gene Ontology annotation, biological process: synaptic vesicle exocytosis; positive regulation of exocytosis; dense core granule exocytosis. The coding region runs from base 1 to 4062 and encodes 1353 amino acids. The transcript has 31 exons. Lineage: Eukaryota; Metazoa; Chordata; Aves; Passeriformes; Hirundinidae. Gene Ontology annotation, cellular component: glutamatergic synapse. The record is from RefSeq and is a predicted model, not a curated record.